CAUAUCAGUUUCCCAUAGAUGUUCUACGGGUCUUAAACUCUAUCAAAAUGAAAGCAGUAAUUGUAAUUUUGGCUCUUGUCGGAUUUGCCCAGGCAACUAACUUUAAAGAUGUCCUUAAAGCAGAGUUUAAGUCCUUUAAGGUUAAGCAUGGUAAAAUCUACAAGGAUAUAUACGAGGAGUUGCAGCGCAUGCAGAUCUUCAAGGACAACAUGGUGCUGAUCGAAAGGCACAACAAACGCUUUGCCGCCGGAGAGGAGACCUACGAAAUGGGCGUUAAUCAUUUCACAGACAUGUCGGCAUCGGAAUUCAAAAGACUUAUGCUAACAAAUAUGACAACCGAUUACUUAAAGGAAGACAUCGACAAUAUUUAUAAUGUCUCGGCAAGGGCUGGCAUUCCAAGUGGUGUUGAUUGGCGUUAUUCAGGCGCUGUUCCCCCAGUUAAGGAUCAGGGAUCCUGCGGUUCUUGUUGGGCUUUCUCUGCCAUCGGUGCACUGGAAAGUCACCAUUUUCUUAAGAAAGGGCAGAGGGUAUCCCUGUCUGAACAAAAUUUGGUGGACUGCACCAGACAAUCACCAUAUUACAACUCCGGCUGCGUAAGUGGCUGGACGGAUAAAGCCUAUGAAUAUAUAAGAGAUAAUGGUGGUAUAAAUACUGCAAGUUACUAUCCCUAUCAAGACAAAGAAAAUAGUUGCCGCUACAAUAGGAACUACAUUGGCUCGAAAAUCUCCGGCUAUGUAACAAUUCCUAGGGGAAAUGAAUACGCAUUGGCAUCGGCCGUGGCCAAUGAAGGUCCAGUCUCGGUGUGUAUCGAUUCCAGCCACUUUCAGUUUUACAAAGGAGGUGUCUUCAAUAACCCGUCGUGCUCUAAAAAUACAAACCACUGUGUGGUAGUAGAUGGCUACGGAACUGAUAAGUUCGGAGGAGACUAUUGGCUGGCGAGGAACUCGUGGGGCCCGAAUUGGGGUCAGAACGGAUAUAUUCGCAUGGCUCGCAAUCGGAAUAAUCAAUGUUCAAUUGCCAGUUAUGCAUACUAUCCCUUGGUAGUAUAAUUCUAAUAGUUUUGUAUUGUUAAUUCACCUAUCUGCAAAUAAAUAAUCUUGUAAAUUGAUUAACUUUGCAAGAAACUUA
Messenger RNA from Drosophila innubila, 1128 nucleotides. RefSeq names its product cathepsin L1-like. Lineage: Eukaryota; Metazoa; Arthropoda; Insecta; Diptera; Drosophilidae. The record is from RefSeq and is a predicted model, not a curated record. The transcript has a single exon. Gene Ontology annotation, cellular component: lysosome. Gene Ontology annotation, biological process: immune response. Gene Ontology annotation, molecular function: cysteine-type endopeptidase activity. Bases 48 to 1049 code for a protein of 333 amino acids.